CUCUGCUCUGCUAUGGCUUCUCAACUUGUCCUCCUCUUAUUCGGCCUUUGCUUAUCUCUUCUUCCUCUCACUUCUCUCUCUCAAUCAGAACCACAGUGCAAAGCAUGGCUGGUCCAAUCUAUCCCCACCAACAUGACCGAUCUCCCCCGUGUACCUGGCGUUCUCUCCUCUGCGGAUGUAUUCCGGUGGUUGGCCGGGAACUCAACUCGAGAUCUGGACAUACUCGCCCAGUAUUGGGAGCUCAUAGCGCUUCCCAACGAUACUCAAUCAGGAGACUAUGGAUACACAGCCACCCAGAUGGAGAGCUUCGGAGCUAAUGAGGGUCUUCAAGUUUAUCAGUCUCUUCAAAACGCUGCUGAUCGCAAUGUCAAUAUCAGGAUUUUACAGUACUCUGGGUUUUACCCUGAUUAUGACAAUGAAUCAGCAAGCCUUGCUUCAGGGAGACCGAAUGUUCAGAACGUUACCUUACCACUAAGUAACUGGUACGGUUCCGGCAUUGUCCAUGCAAAAGUCUGGAUAUCAGAUAAUAAAGACAUCUAUAUUGGAUCUGCCAACAAUGACUGGAAAUCUCUAACUCAGGUCAAAGAACUUGGAAUUUAUCUUAUUGAUUGUCCAAGUGUAGCAACAAAGGUGGAGUUAUACUUCAGCAACCUGUGGAAGCUUGCAUUCCUUAAUUCUUCAGUUUAUACAAAAACAGUGUGGGAUCAGCAGUGGCAGAUUGAGAGACUAGUUCCUUGCUGGUCACAUUUUAUCCCCUUCCAAGAGAGGUGCAGAUCACCACUUCCAUAUUAUGUGGAGACUCCCCAUGUAGCAGGCUAUCCACCAUUGUCAGACCCUUACAUGUUUCAAGUUGCAAUCACUACUCCUGGUUACACUAAUACAACUUCAAGGAAUGACACCUGCUAUCUCUCCUUUUCUCCUCCAGAGAUGUUAUUUGGCAUGUAUCAAGCAGAUGAACAAGGAUGGGUGGAUACAAUCAAAUCUGUGGGGGUUGGGGCGACUGUUCGAAUUAAUACCAUGGACUGGCUUGGCCAAUCUCAAUAUUUGAAUCCAACAAUUUUUUGGUCAUCCCUUUCAUCUGCAAUAUCUGAGGUUGUCUUCUCCAAGCAUGCAACAGUCAAGUUAAUAGCAGCCUACUGGGCAUAUUACCUUAAUGGCACAGAUGAGUACCUGAAGUCUCUCCUAUACUCCAAUGUCCUCUGUUCAUCUUCAAAGUACAACAACUGUGCUGGUAAAGUGGAGAUCAAGUAUUAUAUGGUUCCAGGGUACAACAUGACUGGGCCAGCCCUGAAGAAUGGGAAAAGCACUGGGAAUAUUUAUCCUGAUUUCACUAGAGUGAACCAUGCAAAAUAUGUUGUAACUGAUGUGAGGGCUCACAUUGGAACCAGUAAUCUUAUAUGGGAUUACUUCUAUACCACUGCAGGUGUGACCUUUGGGACAUAUAAUCCUGCCAUUGUCUCACAGCUUCAACAAGUCUUUGAUGCAGAUUGGAAUUCACCUUAUGCAACUCCAGUUCAACCAUUAUAAGAAGAUCAAGUUAAUUCAAGCAGAUACAGAUCAUGAGUUUCAACUAGCUAAGAA
Messenger RNA from Telopea speciosissima, 1581 nucleotides. RefSeq names its product phospholipase D Z-like. The record is from RefSeq and is a predicted model, not a curated record. The transcript is spliced from 7 exons. NCBI's taxonomy places the organism in Eukaryota, Viridiplantae, Streptophyta, Magnoliopsida, Proteales, Proteaceae. Gene Ontology annotation, molecular function: catalytic activity. Bases 13 to 1527 code for a protein of 504 amino acids.